Diatraea saccharalis (sugarcane borer) is the source of this 828-nucleotide messenger RNA. The record is from the annotation of a GenBank genome assembly. NCBI's taxonomy places the organism in Eukaryota, Metazoa, Arthropoda, Insecta, Lepidoptera, Crambidae.
UGUCUCUGUUUGUUACACGCUACACAGCUGAAUUCGAGCUGCGAGCAUGAAACAUCAACGGAAAUCGCGUGAUGCGUUAAUGAGCAUGUUGCGGGUAGCUCGGCGACGGUGGGUGAGGACGGGCGUGGUGGGGGCGUGCGUGGCGUGCGUGUUGCUGGCGGCCGCGCGCCUCCUCGCGCCCCCCACGCACGCGUACGCCGCACACUUCGCGCGCGUGCGGCCCGCAGACUUAGCGCACCUGCUCGCCGACAUCUCCGCCAACACGCAUCCUAUACCCGGGUCGUGGUCCCUAGAGGAGGAGUCCGGCAACUACUCUAUGUGGCGUUACGCGGUGUCGUACGUAUGCGGGGCGCGGUGUGUGGGUCACGUGUGGGUGGAGGCGCACGAGGUGGCGGGGGGCGGGCCCCGGCACGGCCUCAGCGCGCCGAUGCACCGCGUCACCGUGCGCCGCCUGCACUGUACCGCCCUGCCGCUGCUGCCCUGGCCCAGCCUCUGUGACGAGGUGGAGACAGAGUCCGUGGUGAGCGGGGAGGGCGACGGGUGUCGGUUGCAGGAGACGGUGCGGGCGCGGUGCGGCGCGGCGGCCGCGCUGCUCGCCGCGUGCACCACACGCGCCGACGUGCGCGCGCACUCGCACGCGCGGCUGCAACGACUGCGCCACCUGCUGCACGCGCCCGCGUCCCUGCUGCUGUAGACCGUAGUCUCCAUAGCUACUCCUUUAUAUCACGAUGCAACGACAACAUCAUACAGUUGCCAUCUGUUAUUCUUAUUUGACAUACGCGAUGUUAUUCAUAAUUGGAAUUUAAAAUAAACCAUUUGACAUGUGUU